GUUUUUAAAAUUCCCAAAGUUGAUGAGCCAAAUGAAGUGCAUGAAUUUAACUUCUACGUGUCAAAUGAUGGCAAAGAUAAUCCUCAGGGAAGCUUUGACUGUGUCCAGCAAAGGCAGUCCAGUUGUGGAGUCUCGCAACUCAGUUGCCUGGAAGUAAUACAGAAUAAAAUUACGGUGUGUGCAACAAGUGUUUCCUGUCUGAUGACCGGAGAGCGCAUGGCCCAAGCAGAAGAGGAUUCACGCAAUCAAACUGCAAAGUUUAUUAAACCUGGUCGGCCACUUUUAGGGAGAAGAGCACAGGUCAGAAGAGCACCACAAAGCAUUCCAGAUGCUGUGCCCGAGAGAAAGAGAUCGACACCCAUGAACCCUGCAAACGCCAUACGGAAGACUCACACACACAAUGCUGUUUCUCACCGACCAUACAGGGACAGGGUGAUUCACUUACUGGCUCUGAGGAGUUACAAGAAACCAGAGUUACUUGUUCGCUUGCAUAGAGAUGGUAUCAACCAAAAGGACAAGAAUUGUCUUGGAACUAUCCUUCAGCAGGUAGCCAUCCUGAAUCCAAAGGAUAAUUCUUACAGUCUGAAGGAUUAUUUAUUUAAAGAGAUUCAAAAAGAUUGGCCUGGAUACAAUGAAAUAGAUAAACAGUCAUUGGAGUUAAUACUUUCUAGCAAAUUAAAUUCGUCUCAGAAUGCCACCAGCACCAGUCAUUUAGGAUCUUCUGUAUCUUCUAAUAACAGUGCUCCAUCAACUCCUCAGAAAAGGCUCUGGGACACCAAUUUUAUUGAUCCUCUGAAGAACAAAAAGCAGAGGAUAUCUCACCUGACCAGUCGAAUGCAGCUGUUGUACAACCGCCACUUGCCUGCCUCCAGCGACAAAGCCGCUGCCGCCUGUCUGCCGCCUCCGCCCCCCCCCUCUACUCCCGCUCCUCUCCUGCUGCGUCGCACACUCCUUCCCGCUUCCAGCCCUCCUCAGACUGCUAGCUCCAACUCCCCCAGCACCCCCGAGGGGCAGGGGAUGCAAGACCUGCCAAUGGACAGCUUGAGUCGGAAUAGUAAUGUUUAUGGGGACCAGCAACGAAAAUAUACCUCUGAGACUCCUUUGGGAAUCCCAGCGCCUGCCGCGAUGUGGGUGGAGCAUCCCAAGUCCACAGGCAAGAAGCAUGCGGUGUUGCACCAACAGCCCAAUGAGGUGAAGGAGCGUAAGAACAACAAAAGCAAAAUGCAGGACACUAUGAGUGGGAGUGUGGAGGAAGAGGACCUUAGAAAAGUAGAAACAGCCAAGCUGAAAAAAUCUUCCUAUUUGGAUUCAUGUGAAGGAGUUAAAGAAACUUGCACUGACUCUACAGAUCCUUCUUCAUCAAGUGAACAACCAGACUACUUGGUUAAAUACAUCACUAUAGUCUCGUACGAGCAACGCCAGAGUUACAAGAAUGACUUCAAUGCAGAAUAUGACGAGUACAGAAACUUGUAUGCUCGGAUGGAGAGUGUCACCAAGAAAUUCAGGAAGCUUGAGGCGCAGUGGAAGCUUCUUUCUCCAGAGUCCAAAGAAUAUCAGAUGCUUCAUGAGGAAGUCUUAGAAGAGUAUCAAAAGAUAAAGCAGUCUAGCCCCAACUACUAUGAAGAGAAGUAUAGAUGCGAGUAUCUCCACAACAAGCUGUCUCAUAUUAAGAGACUAAUAAGGGAAUUUGACAGACAGCAAGCAAAGUCAUCGCACUAG
This is a messenger RNA of Leptosomus discolor (cuckoo roller), 1719 nucleotides long. Lineage: Eukaryota; Metazoa; Chordata; Aves; Leptosomiformes; Leptosomidae. The record is from RefSeq and is a predicted model, not a curated record.